Messenger RNA from Hibiscus syriacus, 1643 nucleotides. Its product is annotated as carbamoyl-phosphate synthase small chain, chloroplastic-like. Gene Ontology annotation, cellular component: cytoplasm; carbamoyl-phosphate synthase complex. Gene Ontology annotation, biological process: L-glutamine metabolic process; L-arginine biosynthetic process; 'de novo' pyrimidine nucleobase biosynthetic process. Lineage: Eukaryota; Viridiplantae; Streptophyta; Magnoliopsida; Malvales; Malvaceae. Bases 96 to 1391 code for a protein of 431 amino acids. The record is from RefSeq and is a predicted model, not a curated record. Gene Ontology annotation, molecular function: carbamoyl-phosphate synthase (glutamine-hydrolyzing) activity. The transcript has 10 exons.
UAAGCACUGAGCGGCUUUACUCUUCCAAAUCAGAGCAACCAUUCCUAACCGUCCUUUAGCUCAAACAGCUUUGUUACUUGAUUUUCAGAGCAAGAAUGAGCAUAACGGCGAUGGGUUUUUCACUCAGAACUAACCCCUCUAUCUGCUUCACUCAAAACCCACCAAAACCCACCUCCAAACCUAGGUUUCUAACCAUUAGAUGCUCCAUCCCACUCUCCUCUGACGGUGCCGCCACUGGGUUGGCGGAGAGGCCAUGGAAGGUAGCGGAUGCUAGGCUGGUUCUUGAAGAUGGUUCUAUUUGGAGGGCUAAAUCCUUUGGUUCCUCUGGAACCCAAGUUGGUGAAGUGGUUUUCAACACUUCUUUGACAGGGUAUCAGGAGAUUCUAACUGACCCUAGUUAUGCUGGUCAGUUUGUCUUGAUGACCAAUCCACACAUCGGCAACACGGGAGUAAAUUUUGAUGAUGAAGAAUCGAGGCAGUGCUUUCUUGCCGGUUUGGUGAUCAGAAGUCUAAGCAUUAGUACUUCCAAUUGGAGAUGUGUUGAAACCCUCGGUGAUUAUUUAGCAAAAAGAAAUAUUAUGGGAAUUUAUGAUGUUGACACACGUGCUAUCACCCGGAGACUGAGACAAGAUGGAAGUCUUAUUGGUGUUUUGAGCACAGAACAAUCUAGAAGUGAUGAAGAACUUUUGAAAAUGUCACGUUCGUGGGGCAUUAUAGGUGUCGAUUUAGUCAGUGGUGUUACCUGUGAUGCCCCUUAUGAGUGGGUGGAUCAAACAAAUUCAGAAUGGGACUUCAACUCGGGUACAAGAGAUCAAGAGACUUAUAGAGUCGUUGCCUAUGAUUUUGGAAUCAAACAUAAUAUACUUCGACGCUUAGCUUCUUAUGGUUGUAAAAUCACUGUCGUCCCAUCCGCCUGGCCAGCAGCAGAAACCCUUAAGAUGAAGCCAGAUGGGGUUCUUUUCAGCAAUGGUCCGGGAGAUCCAUCUGCUGUUCCUUAUGCUGUUGAAACUGUUAAGGAAAUUUUGGGAAAAGUUCCUGUUUUCGGAAUUUGCAUGGGCCAUCAGUUACUUGGGCAAGCUUUGGGUGGUAAAACCUUUAAGAUGAAGUUUGGUCACCACGGAGGAAAUCAUCCUGUUCGCAAUCUCCGUAAUGAUCGUGUAGAGAUUAGUGCUCAGAAUCACAACUAUGCGGUCGAUCCAGCAUCGCUCCCUGAUGGUGUAGAAGUGACUCAUGUUAAUCUUAAUGAUGGAAGCUGUGCUGGUCUAGCGUAUCCCGCUUUAAAUAUAAUGUCUCUUCAAUACCAUCCCGAAGCAUCUCCAGGACCUCACGAUUCAGACUGCGCAUUCAGAGAAUUCAUAGAGCUUAUGAAGUCAGCAAAACAAGCUGCUUGAAGGGAUUCCACAACAUAUUGGAAUUGUGUGGUUAAGGUGCGGUCGGUAUCUUGCUUUGUCUGGCUAUGGAACAAUUCUUUGUGAAAAUGGUUAAUAGAUAAUUCGAAUGUAAUGUGUUUGAACAUCAUGUAUCUCCUUUGUAGCUUUAGCAUUAUAUUAUCUUGUACUAAAGGUGAGGCGGCAUCAUCAUUUGCCUUCGGUGGGAGUAGAAACCUGGUGUUAUGGUUGCCAAUAAGAGCUUUCUCAAGUGGA